This is a messenger RNA of Erythranthe guttata (spotted monkey flower), 979 nucleotides long. It is a transcript of the gene PSBQA, whose product is annotated as photosystem II subunit QA. The record is from RefSeq and is a predicted model, not a curated record. NCBI's taxonomy places the organism in Eukaryota, Viridiplantae, Streptophyta, Magnoliopsida, Lamiales, Phrymaceae. Gene Ontology annotation, biological process: photosynthetic electron transport chain; photosynthesis. Gene Ontology annotation, cellular component: photosystem II oxygen evolving complex; photosystem II; extrinsic component of membrane. Gene Ontology annotation, molecular function: calcium ion binding.
AUCCUCCAUAUUAUAUCCUUCAUUUUCCCUUAUUUUCGCCUGACAUAAUUUCUAGGUUUUAAUUAGAGAUACACAGUUCAAGUAAUGGCUCAAGCUAUGGCGUCGAUGGCUGGCUUACGUGGCUCUUCUCAAGCCGUCCUGGAAGGGAGCUUCCAAUCCAGCCGCUUGAGCACACCCGGCAGAAUCGCCGUGUCCAGACCAGAGUACUUCACUAUUCGAGCCCAGCAGCAGAGCUCAGCCGAGACCGAGACAAGCCGCCGUACCAUGUUGGGGCUUGUUGCCGCCGGAAUCGCCUCAGGAUCCUUUGUGCAAGCCGUGCUCGCCGACGCCAAGCCGAUCAAGAUCGGAGGACCACCCCCACCCUCCGGUGGACUGCCUGGAACAUUGAACUCGGACGAAGCAAGAGACUUCAAAUUGCCCCUAAAAGAGAGGUUUUAUCUUCAGCCAAAAACACCCAUUGAGGCAGCAGCAAGGGCUAAAGAGUCUGCUAAAGAAAUUGUGGGGGUGAAAACGCUAAUCGAACAGAAGGCGUGGCCUUACGUGCAAAACGAUCUCCGUUCAAAGGCAUCCUACCUCCGUUACGAUCUUAACACCGUUAUCGCUGCCAAGCCCAAGGCAGAAAAGCAAUCUCUUAAAGACCUCACUUCCAAGCUCCUCAAGAACAUCAGCGAUCUGGACCAUGCGGCAAAAAUCAAGAGCUCGGCGGAGGCGGAGAAGUACUACGCUGAAACUGUGUCCACACUGAAUGAAGUUCUGGCCAAGCUUGGUUAGAAAAAAAUAAUGUGUGUUGAAUGAAUGUAACUUUUGCUUUGAGCCAAUGGCAUAUGCUUUCUUAAUUACAUGAAAUUUCAAGAAUUUUUGUUUUGUUCUGUCGUCGGAGACUUGUAUAUUUGAUCUCUAAGGUUGUAAUGAUCCAAUUCAUCUCUAUGCAUGGUUGUAAUGAUCUAUUGAGAUUGCGAAUUAAUAAAGGUUAGAAAUA